Molecule: messenger RNA, 585 nt
Organism: Rotaria socialis
Lineage: Eukaryota; Metazoa; Rotifera; Eurotatoria; Philodinida; Philodinidae
Source: the annotation of a GenBank genome assembly
AUGAUGUCUUUUUCAACGCCCAUCCGUGCAGUAGAAUCAAGUGCUAAACGACUUCUUAAACGAAUUGGUAUGUGCACUGAACUUAGUUUUGAACAAACGCCAGUUCGACAUGCAAUUACGAAACGAAAAACAAUUCGUAUGCUAACAUCUACUAUGUCGCCUGGCAUUACUCUGCUAAGCAACGAAGAUCAAGUAUUUCUAAGUGAUCUUACGAUUAUUGAUGAUUCAUUAUUGUCUAUUGAUCGAACGCCUCAACGAAACAAUACGAAAAAAAAUAACGUUCAUUCUCCGACUAGUACAUCGUCCUGGAAAGUCAUAGAUAGUAUUAUUAAUAAUAAUACUGCUGAUUUUAGUGUUGUUUCAAUCAAUCAAUCUGAUUUUGAUGUAUCACAAGCAGUCGUUAUAACUAAACGAUCAAUGAAAGUAUCGACUCGUCUCUCAUUCUUGUUGGCACGUAUUUUGCCAUCAUCAACGCCAAAAACACCGACUACAAGCAUUAAAUAUGUCAAUCGACAUGUUCGAGACAUCGAUCGAACAAAUGAUGGCUUUGGUAAAGAAUGGCUGACAUUGACGAAUUUUGUUUGA